GGGAGAUCGCUUUGUUUACCCACACAGUCAGUGACACCGAGGACAGGAUAUCUUUCAAAGCUGAGGUUGAACAGAGGAAGGAGGAUGUAAAGGAUUUUGUCAUCUUGUUCCCUGUGUGGAGAGUGUGGAUGAUCAGCUACAUCAGAGACCUACAAGAGAUCGCAGACGACAUUUACUUGAUUCACAAACGUGGCACGAGAGUGGGAGUUGGCCAGAGUGUGGCUGGUGGGGCUGACAACACUGCAGCUUGUGACACGGACAUUGUUACCCAAACAUACAGACUGGAAAGGGUUAAUGAUUUCACGGAACAAUAUGCAAAGGACAGCAGAGAAAUGGCAGAGUGUUACACAAAACUCUCACGAGCAGUUCGGAUCUUGAAACGUUAUGGUGAGAAAUCAGAAACCACAUUUCCUGGUGGAGCUGACACUGAACACUUGGCUGUAUUUGCUGCUGUGGCUGAAACAAUGAACAAACAGGUGUCGGUGACAUCCAAGGCCGGGUCAGCAGCUCAGACAAGGCUGCCUUUCAUAUCAUCUCUGAUCUCCAGAGCAAACGAUGGUCAUAAUCUCAACCGUGGAACCAGGGCAGAUAUUGCGAAACAGAUUAACGAUGUGGCUGAAGUGAUGGAGAAUGAAGUGAUGGCGUAUGAAGAGGUUUAUAAACAUCUGGAAGACACAGUCAGCAACAUUGAGGUCAGGAAAGCCUUCCUCACUGAGCUGGCAAAGAGGACUGAUGAUGUGCAGAGCUUUAAAGCACAGCUCCCUGACUGGAGGGAACAGGUGAGAGGACACCUGGGAGCACUGCGAGAGGCUGCGGACCACAUCGACAACCCUCACAGAUCAGACACAGCUCUGACCAUUGUGGGCUCCAUACUGCGUCCUGCCGGAGUGAUACUGAUUAUUGCGGGAAUAAUCACUGUCAUAAUAUUAGGUGAUGUAAUGAUGAGAAGAUUGGGGUUCACACUCGGGUUUGUGCUUGCGGGAAUUUUAAUGGUUGCUCUUGCGGGUGAUCUUAUCUCUGUAGCUCGUGGCAAUAUCACUGCUUCACAAACAGAGAAAGUGAGAAGAGUGAAUGGAAUAAUAGAACAAUAUAAAACAGACAGCAGAGCCAUGGCGGAUUGCUACAAUAAACUAAACAGGAUAAUCCAAUUGUUCAUGAAAUCAGUAAGAGACACAACUACUGGUAAAGCUGAGAUUUUCUCCAGGAGCUUAGGUAGUUUUCCCCCCAUUAUCAACAUGGAGGCCACCCGCAGGGUAAACCCAGUGAGGGCUAUUUUGCAGCUUCUCUCAGCAAUCAUUGUUGUGUAUGAUGUCUACUUUGCAAUAAAGAAUAUCCUUUGCUAUUCCAGCAGAGCCAAGUCAGAAAUUGCUCAACAGAUACGAAAAGUGGCUGAUAUGAUGGAGGCUGAGAUACAAUCAUGUGGAGAGUUUUAUAAACCUGUAGAAAACGAUUUAAAUUUUCUUUAGACGAAGUAUAAACAAUAAUAAU
Callorhinchus milii (elephant shark) is the source of this 1488-nucleotide messenger RNA. RefSeq lists its product as uncharacterized. Lineage: Eukaryota; Metazoa; Chordata; Chondrichthyes; Chimaeriformes; Callorhinchidae. The transcript is spliced from 5 exons. The coding region runs from base 129 to 1466 and encodes 445 amino acids. Gene Ontology annotation, biological process: lipid transport; lipoprotein metabolic process. The record is from RefSeq and is a predicted model, not a curated record. Gene Ontology annotation, cellular component: extracellular region; membrane. Gene Ontology annotation, molecular function: lipid binding.